ACGCAGGGGGGCGCUGCGCACAUGCAGGAGACGGGAGCGCGCACAUAGGGAACGACACUACUCACACCAUUCAUAUAAAAUGCACUGACUACCACAAAUCUAAGCGGAAUAAUUUUCAGAAAUGGCAUCUAAAUGAGUGUGGAGAAAUGAGGAUGUUUUUUAAGCUGACUGUCCGUGCUGUGAGCUGCAUUCCCUGCAGGCUGUACAGUGGAGGAAGACCACCUGCCCCAUUAGGAGGAAGAAUCCUCACCCACCCCGAGGACAUCUUUCAGCAUAACAUGUGGGAUCAUGUGCAGUGGACUGAAGAGGAGAGAGAGAAAGCCCGGCAGAAAGCAGAGGAGAACUCGAAAGAGAAGAUUCCUCUAGAAGAGCAAUUGAAAUAUGACAGAGAAGCUCAUAAAUAUUGGGACCGAUUUUAUGAGACGCACCAGAGCAAGUUCUUCAAAAACCGGAAUUGGCUCUUCACUGAGUUCCCAGAGCUUCUCCCUCCAGACACUGCAGGGAUGUAUAUCCCGGAACAGGGGCAGAGCAGCGGGCUGGACUCGUGCUCAGAGUCUGGGAACGGAGAAAAGCACCAGCCCUGCGGUUCCAGCACAUUAACCAGUGAUAUGGACACAUUCCCUGGACAACAUGCUGCUUUUAGGAUACUAGAGGUGGGCUGCGGUGCAGGAAACAGUGUGUUUCCCAUCAUCAACUCCAUCAAGGGCAAUAAGGCGUUUCUGUACUGCUGUGACUUCUCAUCUCGAGCUGUUGAGCUCAUCCAGGAGCACCCAGACUAUGACCCUGCGGUGUGUCAUGCAUUCGUGCGGGACAUUUGUGACACAACAUCCCCAUUUCCCUUCCCCCCUGAGAGUUUGGACAUUAUUCUGGUGGUCUUUGUGCUCUCUGCCAUCCACCCAGCACGCAGAGCUCAAGGUGUGGUGGAGAGUUUGGCUGGACACCUGAAGCAGGGAGGAAUCGUGCUGUUCAGAGACUAUGGCAGAUAUGAUCUGUCACAACUAAGAUUUAAAAAAGGUCAGUGUUUGUCUGAAAACUUUUAUACGCGACAGGAUGGAACCUGUGUGUAUUUCUUCACAAAAGACGAGGUUCAUCAUUUGUUUUCUAAUGCUGGUUUGGAGGAGAUUCAGAAUCUGGAAGACCGAAGACUGCAGGUGAACAGAGCAAAGAAGGUGGUAAUGCACAGAGUGUGGAUGCAAAGCAAAUACCGGAAGCCUUAUCUGAUUUCAGGAUCUGUCUAGCAGACUGAGCUCUACACAAACUGAGCUAGUCUUAUCAAGAUUUUGAAGGACAUUAUCUUUGUGAUAGACCUCAGGUAUAGUAAAUGAUGGAGAUGACAUUAUAAAAACACCAAGAAAGCAAUCCUUAUGUUCCUUUUAAAACUAAACAGUUGCUCCCAUUUUGUAAUGAAUGUAUUGUCUUUGCAUUAUUAGCUAUUCGAGUGAAUUGUCAUUACCAGAGUUAUAAAAGUUAAAAGUUGUUCUUCUAAAAGUCACCUUAGAGACCAUUUACCAUUUCAUGUAAUCAAAUAACCACAUUUAAUAUGAUUUAAGUGCUAAAAAGGUGUUUGAUUUUUCAUACAAGUGUAUUUUGUGUACUGCUACACUAUUUUACUAUUUAUUGGAACAAAAUAUGCAAAUUCGCCUCCAUAUUGACUGUCACAAAUGGUUUUAUUUGUUCUUUAAAUAUGUAUUUGCUCAGGUUUUUAUAGAAUUGUUUGAUGUACAUUGAUUAUUAUUUGUAAUGUUUUACAUGUUUGUAAUGGCAAAUUGGUUUCCAAAGAAAUAAAUUUGAUAAUAAAAACGUU
Ctenopharyngodon idella (grass carp) is the source of this 1804-nucleotide messenger RNA. It is a transcript of the gene mettl8, whose product is annotated as methyltransferase 8, methylcytidine. The record is from RefSeq and is a predicted model, not a curated record. The transcript is spliced from 10 exons. Lineage: Eukaryota; Metazoa; Chordata; Actinopteri; Cypriniformes; Xenocyprididae. Gene Ontology annotation, molecular function: tRNA (cytidine-N3)-methyltransferase activity. Bases 147 to 1238 code for a protein of 363 amino acids.